Sarcophilus harrisii (Tasmanian devil) is the source of this 3694-nucleotide messenger RNA. It is a transcript of the gene PTK6, whose product is annotated as protein tyrosine kinase 6. Gene Ontology annotation, cellular component: extrinsic component of cytoplasmic side of plasma membrane. The record is from RefSeq and is a predicted model, not a curated record. The transcript is spliced from 8 exons. Gene Ontology annotation, molecular function: non-membrane spanning protein tyrosine kinase activity; signaling receptor binding; ATP binding. Gene Ontology annotation, biological process: cell surface receptor protein tyrosine kinase signaling pathway; cell differentiation; innate immune response. The coding region runs from base 225 to 1586 and encodes 453 amino acids. NCBI's taxonomy places the organism in Eukaryota, Metazoa, Chordata, Mammalia, Dasyuromorphia, Dasyuridae.
AGAAAAAAGUGGUGCAGCUUUUGUGGGAAGAGCCUGCUAGGUUUGUGGCAAUCACCUACUCCUAGUUGAGAUGUUCUAUAAGGGUGAGACCCAGAGAUCAGCUGGGGCAAUUCUCCGUUGUCAAAAUACUUAAAAGUUCCCAGGGGAAGAAGAAUGCAUUCUGAGUGACAUUUUCCUGAGAGAAAGCAGGAUUUCAAAAUCUGAAUCCUGAAGUUCCUUUCAACAUGGAUUCAAGAAGUCUUUCCCAUUUGGGUCCCAAAUACCUCUAUGUUAGUCUCUGGGACUUUGAAGCAAGGACAGAGGAUGAAUUGAGCUUUCAGGCUGGGGAUCAUUUUUAUGUAACAGAGAAGAAGGAAGAUUGGUGGAAAGCCACGAAGCUUGAUGCUGCUGGAAGGAGCUUGGGAGAAGGCUAUGUCCCUCACAAUUAUUUAGCUGAAGAAGAGACAAUGGAGACUGAACCAUGGUUUUUUGGGCAGAUCUCUCGUUCAGAAGCUCUGCAUAGACUCCUUGCAGGAGAAAAUGGAACUGGUACCUUCCUUAUAAGGAUCAGUGAGAAGACAGGAGCAGACUAUGUUCUCUCAGUUCGGGACAACCAGAUUGUAAGACAUUACAAGAUCUGGAGGAAUGCUGAGGGAAGAUACCACAUGAACUCCGCUGUAUCCUUCCCCAGUCUUGUUGGUCUAGUGCAGUAUCACAAAAAUAAGCCACUGUCCCACGGCCUGAGGCUCACCACACCCUGCUGGAAGCAUGAGCCAAAACCAUUGCCUCAUUGGGAUGACUGGGAAAGACCCAGGGAAGAGUUUAUCCUGACCAGGAAGCUGGGCUCAGGAUACUUUGGGGAAGUCUUUGAAGGAUACUGGAAAGAGAAAGUCAAAGUGGCCAUUAAGGUCAUUGCCAAGGAUGACCUGAUGCAUCAAAACACCUUCUACUCAGAGAUUGAAGCCAUGAAGAAGCUGCGCCACAAACACAUUCUCUCUCUCUAUGCUAUCUCUUCCAUUGGGGAUCCUGUCUAUAUCAUUACUGAAUUGAUGCCCAAAGGAAACCUUCUGGAGCUCCUUAGAGACCCUAAAGGGGCAAAGCUACCCACCACAGAGCUUGUGGACAUAGCAUCUCAAAUAUCAGAAGGCAUGUGCUACCUUGAGUCACAGAACUAUAUUCACCGAGACCUGGCUGCCAGAAACAUCCUUGUGGGGGAAAAUAACAUCUGCAAAGUGGGAGACUUUGGGCUGGCUCGGCUUAUCAAGGAUGAUGUUUAUCUUUCCUAUGCACACAACAUCCCCUACAAAUGGACGGCACCAGAAGCCCUCUCCUAUGGAUAUUAUUCAAUCAAAUCUGAUGUCUGGUCCUUUGGAAUUCUUCUCUAUGAAAUUUUCAGUGGUGGACAGAUACCUUAUCCAGGGAUGUCCAAUAAUGAGACUCACAUGAAAGUCUUGGGUGGCUUUCGGAUGCUCCGCCCCACAAAGUGCCCACUCUCCAUCUAUGAUCUCAUGUAUAAAUGCUGGAAUCUGACUCCAGGAGAAAGACCAUGCUUCAAAAGCCUCAAAGAAAAACUCAUUAGCUUCACUAAUUAUGAAAACCCACUCUGAGCCAAGAAUCCACCUGAAAAGUAUGUUUCCUUAUUUACCACCAAACUCUUCUCCCUGGUACUCUGUGACAGCAAGCUCAAAGGUUUGUUCCCCAAGAAUAAUGAACUUUGGGCAUGUAGAAGUGCCAUGGGGACUGUUUCUGAAAGCAACGGGGCCCACUUAAAAGAGUAUUACUAGACCUUGAGGCAGAAGACCUGAAUUUGAAUCUGCGCUCCAACACUCACUAGUCGCACAGACUUCCAAGAACUACUCCGUUUCUCUGGGUCUGUUUUCUUCUCUGUAAAAUAGGAAUAAUAAUAUUCAUGCUACCUCUCUCAUAGGGUUAUUGUGAAGAAUUCAUCUUUUAAACCUUAAAGUUCUGUGAAAAUGUUAGCUGCUGUGUUUGCUGCUGCUCCUUGCUCCAGUGCAAAACAGAAGGUCACUUGAAGGGUACAAAUGCACUGGGGUCAGAGCAUAGCUGACCAUCAAACAUGCCAGAAGGCAAAAAUAGUUGAUUUGUUUCUAUUUCAUUUACUAAAACUUUGCUGUUAAAAAAAAUAAGUAAAUUUCAUUUACAAUGAAACAUUAAGAGCUCCUGGACUCUUCUCCAGAUAGGCUCUUAAGCUACAGGGGAGACUUAUGAGAAGUUCAAGCUUUCUGAGGUUUUCAGUGCCUCUGGUUAAAACUUAUUUAGAAGCCAUGCAGUGCAGUGAAAAUUGUUUGAUUAGUGCUAGAGGGGCUCUCAUCUUGAGCAAGUCACCUAUUCUUUCCAGACUUCAAUUUCCUCACUUGUCAAAGAAGGGUUGGAUGUGAUGACUAAGUCCCUUCUUGCCAAGUUGUAAUUGUGCCAUACCACAUCACUCACUCAUAUGUGGAAGGGAAAAAUUGGUCCUCGGGAGGCAAUCUUAGGAUAAAAUAAUAAAGCUGUGCAAUGAGGAGAAGAGAAGGAGUCUUAAUUCUAGAUCACAAGGACUUAAAAAAAAAGAAAAACUAUCAUCUAAAAUUACAAUUCAGGCUGUGUCCAAUUCAGGCUUUGGUAGGACUGGAGUCUGGGUCUAGGAGCUGAUAUUUAAUGAAACUCCCAGCAACCCUCCUAUCAAGUCCUGUUUCCAGCCCUGGCUCUCACUUCCAAAAAACUUGGUUGUCUGUUGAUAUGCCAGAGAACUACUUGCGAAAGUAAUUUUUCUUCUUUGUCAAAUGGUUUGUAAACAUUGUAGUUCACAAGUUAAUAAUCUCCUGCCUCUCCAUUUUCCAGUGUGUGUGUGGAAUAAAACUGUUGGACGGAAUGAGGAAAAAUAACCUGAAUUUGGAGAACAAGAAUGUGAAUUCAAGUCCUCUGUCAUUUAUUACAUUGUUCAAGUCAUAUAAUUUCUUAGGGCCUCAGUUUCCUCAUCUACAAAAUGAGCUGACUUCUAGGUUAGGGCUUAAACUUUUUCCACUCUCAGUCUCUUUUCACUAGAGAAAUUUUUAUGUGACUCCAAAUAUAUAGGUAUAUGAAAUAGGUAAAUAAAUCAAACAUUUAAUGAUAAUCACAACUUUUUUGACCUCCCCACAUUGUUACAAGACCCCAUAUGGGAUUGUAAACCACAAUUUAAGUCUUUGAAGGUCCUUCGAUACCUGUUAAAGAUGACAGAGGAAGCUCUCUUGGACCUGAUGUUUCUUUGGGAUUAGGAAUAAACUAAGUAGGCCCUGAACCAUAUAAGCCAUUACCAGGCCUAAAGAUGACCCAUCAUUUGAAGUGUUUUCAACUGGGUACAUAAAUCUGGAUCCAAGCAUUACACAUCCAUUACAGUUUGAAUUCUUUUAUUCCACUAGUGCAAGUGGGAGAAUUGGUUCAAAUGGCCCACUGAUGAUGAAAAUAUAAGCUUCCAGGUUUCCCAUGUCGAUUCCUGCCAUUGGCCCAAGAGAGCUGAGCUUUCAGUUGGCUCAGAUGCCAGCUGCCUGUGCUGAGGCUGGCCAGUGGAGGGAACCCUUCUUUUCCUCCCAGAUCCCUGUGCAAGUUAUAGGCAGGAGCACAUCCUAGUCAUUCUCCUACUUGUACUCUCUUUGCCAGAGAACUAAGUUAGUAGGCAGGUCCUGCUAGUGGCUACCUUUAUAAUCAGAGGCCAUUGGUCCCUUUGCUCUUAAGA